UUUUGGCUUUGGAAUAUUUAAUUGCGAUAAGAUAUGGUAAUUGGCGUAAGGUUUAUUCCAUCGUAAUUUCUCUGGUCAUAGCGUCUCAAGAACAGAACAGGUGCUUUCUUUGAAGAUUUGGAGUUUAGAAUCAAAGAUUAAGAUGGAUGAGGAAGAAGUAGAGGUUUGGGAUCGAGCAUCAAGAGGAUGUAGUCACACUCACAGCUGCAACCCUCCAGGCCCAGAAGAUGCUUCUCACUCACACACAUGCUUCCACGCUCACACUCAUCUCAUCAUCCCUGAUUCGGGAGAGAAUGAUCAUUGUGACGGUAGCAACAAGAAACGGUCAUGUGGGAACAGAGAGGCAGUGAGGAAGUAUAGGGAGAAGAAGAAGGCUCGCACUGCGUACCUUGAAGACGAAGUGAAGAGACUGCAAUCUCUGAAUGAGCAAUUGAUUAGAAAGCUUCAGAGCCAAGAAAUGGUGGAAACCGAAAUCAUCAGACUCCGGACUCUUCUGGUAGAGAUGCAAGGCAUGAUUGAUGGUGAGCUUGGUGGUUUCUCGUUUCAGAAGCAAUGCAACGGCUCUGGUUUUGUGUUCAAAGAAGAUGAAUGCGACGUAGCAACAAGGAACGUGAUGUGUGAAGCGGCAAUAGUGGAGUGCAAUGAGGGCCAACCACUUGAUGCUAUGCACUCCUUUGUUCCGAGUUCACCACCAUUCUCACGUUAAGCCUCUACAGGUUGUGGUGUUCUUUGUAUAUAUACAUAUAUACCGGUUUAAAUAGGGCAUAGAGGUUGGAUACAUCAUAUACAAAGAUUGUAGUCUAUUUCACAUAUGUCUAAACUAGAGGUACCAAAACAUAUUUGAUUAGAUUCUGAUUUUGAAAUGAGGAGGACAAGGAGGAUUGUAGUUGUAUGUAACUAUGUAUGAUGAUGAUGAUUGUGGGCUUGGAAGAUCUUUGGGGGUCCAUUUAUAGAUUCUAUAUAUGUGGGUAUGGUGAAAACCCAAACCAAUAAGGAUAAGGUAUGCAUGCAGACAUGAGUGUAUGUAUCAUAUUUUCUGAGGGCAUAUGAAAAUCCAUUGGUGUGGACUUCCCCAAUCAUUGAAUUUGC
Molecule: messenger RNA, 1089 nt
Organism: Eutrema salsugineum
Lineage: Eukaryota; Viridiplantae; Streptophyta; Magnoliopsida; Brassicales; Brassicaceae
Product: basic leucine zipper 24
Exons: 4
Coding region: 143-706 (187 amino acids)
Biological process (GO): DNA-templated transcription; regulation of transcription by RNA polymerase II
Molecular function (GO): RNA polymerase II cis-regulatory region sequence-specific DNA binding; DNA-binding transcription factor activity, RNA polymerase II-specific
Source: RefSeq, a predicted model, not a curated record